Drosophila eugracilis is the source of this 811-nucleotide messenger RNA. RefSeq names its product lipopolysaccharide-induced tumor necrosis factor-alpha factor homolog. NCBI's taxonomy places the organism in Eukaryota, Metazoa, Arthropoda, Insecta, Diptera, Drosophilidae. The record is from RefSeq and is a predicted model, not a curated record. Gene Ontology annotation, molecular function: zinc ion binding. The coding region runs from base 128 to 541 and encodes 137 amino acids. The transcript is spliced from 2 exons.
GAUUUGUUGUUUUUGCUUCAGCGAAGUAAAGCACAUGCAUAUCAGGAGCUUUCAUUUUGAAUUUUGCAUUUGUCAGAGGAGCACUUAAGUUUUUUGUGCUGGAUCUCUAAGUACUGCGCUAUCUAUAAUGGACUACAAGAAAAUAGACUCUCCACCGCCUUAUUCGGAUGACUUUGCUACCGCUCCUCCGGCAGAGAUGGACUUACGGCAGUACCAGGCCCCAGCACCCCAACAGCUUUAUCCACAGUUUCCACAGACAUCCCAGGUAACACAAAUGUCUGUACCGCCACCGGUGAACGUCGUUCAUCACCAGACCACUGUUUUGGUGGACACUCCUGGGCAUGGAAUGGUUUGUCCGCAUUGCAAUGCCCGGAUUCGAGUUCGAGUGGAACGCCAUCCAACUGGAAAAACUUACUGCCUGGCAGCGUUCCUCUGCCUAUUUCUUUGCUGGCCCUGCGUGUGCGCCCCUUGCUGCUGCAACUGCUGCUACAAGACUUCGCAAUUCUGUCCCAACUGCAACGUCUGUUUGGGAUCGUUUUGAUGACGCCAGCGAAAGAUGUCGCCAAAUUCCCAAAUGUACCCCAGUAUAUAACCACAUAUGUACAUAUGCAUAUACUUAGACUCCGAUGAAGUGGUGUCUUUAUCAUACUAACACUUACCAUAUAUGUUCAUAUAUCUACAAAAAAAAAAAAUGUACUUACAUAUAAUCUUCAACGGAAUUGGCUUUCCGUUUGCGAAACUGAAAGAGAAAAAUGAUAAACAAAUAAAGCUUUGCUGAGAGUAACAAUUUACGGGACUCCCAGAAAUUGAA